AUGGGUGGAUUUUAUUACAAAUAUUAUCUUGUUGUGGGAGAAUGUAGCUCAACAAUUGAACAAAAGACAGUAGCUGGUGCUAUUAAAUAUGUCAUUUCAAAAUAUGAAGGUGAAUAUUUGUGUAAUAUCUACUCUUUAUCAAUCAAUCAUCACGGGACUUGGCAUGCUACUUUGGUAAUUGGACCAACGCCAAAAGUGUGGACAGUUUCUCUGGCUUCUACUUUAUACAAGGGUUGCUACGACGAAGGCUGUAGCGGUCUAGUUUCUCCCUAUAGUUGUAGCAGUUCAGACGAUGGCAAAUAG
Molecule: messenger RNA, 303 nt
Organism: Kazachstania africana CBS 2517
Lineage: Eukaryota; Fungi; Ascomycota; Saccharomycetes; Saccharomycetales; Saccharomycetaceae
Exons: 1
Coding region: 1-303 (100 amino acids)
Source: RefSeq, a predicted model, not a curated record